Carlito syrichta (Philippine tarsier) is the source of this 1979-nucleotide messenger RNA. It is a transcript of the gene FOXRED1, whose product is annotated as FAD dependent oxidoreductase domain containing 1. The coding region runs from base 48 to 1508 and encodes 486 amino acids. The record is from RefSeq and is a predicted model, not a curated record. Gene Ontology annotation, molecular function: oxidoreductase activity. Lineage: Eukaryota; Metazoa; Chordata; Mammalia; Primates; Tarsiidae. Gene Ontology annotation, cellular component: cytoplasm. The transcript has 11 exons.
AGCGGUGCAUUGGUGUGCCUCUCUGAGGAGCCGGGCUCAGACUAGCCAUGCUUCGAAGGGCGCUGCAGCUCGGCUGGAGCCGGGGACUCUUCAUCCGGAGGCUGGGCACGCGCAGAGGAGGCUCUUCUCUGGACUGGGAUGGAAAUAUAUCUGAGAUUAAGAAGAAGAUCCAGUCGUUCCUGCCUGGAGGAACCUGGAAUCCACUGUAUGAUACCAGCCACCUGCCCCCUGAACAAUCGGAUGUGGUGAUCGUGGGAGGUGGAGUGCUUGGCCUAUCUGUGGCGUAUUGGCUGAAGAAGCUGGAGAAGAUACAAGGUGGCAUUCGGGUGUUGGUGGUGGAACGAGACCACACGUACUCACAGGCUUCCACAGGGCUCUCUGUGGGCGGAAUUCGACAGCAGUUCUCUUUGCCUGAGAACAUCCAGCUCUCCCUCUUUUCAGUCAGCUUUCUACGGAACAUCAAUGAGCACCUGGCUGUGGUUGAUGCCCCUCCCCUGGAUCUCCAGUUCAACCCCUCAGGCUAUCUCUUUCUGGCUUCAGAAAAAGGUGCUGCAAUCAUGGAGAGCAACGUGAAAGUGCAGAGGCAGGAAGGAGCCAAAGUCUGUCUGAUGUCCCCUGAGCAGCUUCGGAACAAGUUUCCCUGGAUAAACACAGAGGGAGUGGCUUUGGCAUCUUAUGGGCUGGAGGAUGAAGGUUGGUUUGACCCCUGGUGUCUGCUCCAGGGGCUUCGGCGAAAGGUACAGUCCAUGGGCGUCCUUUUCUGCCAGGGAGAAGUGACACGUUUCACCUCUUCAUCUGACCGCAUGAAGACCGCAAGUGAGAAAGAGGUGAUAUUGAAAAGGAUCCAUGAAGUCCAUGUGAAGAUGGACAACAGCCUAGAGUACCAGCCUGUGGAGUGUGCCAUAGUGAUCAAUGCAGCAGGAGCCUGGUCUGGGCAAAUUGCAGAACUGGCUGGUAUUGGGAAGGGGCUACCUGGCACCCUACAGGGCACCAAGCUACCUGUGGAGCCAAGGAAAAGGUAUGUGUACUUAUGGCACUGCCCCCAGGGACCAGGCCUGGAGGCACCACUCGUUAUAGACUCCAGUGGAGCCUAUUUCCGCCGGGAAGGAUUAGGAAACAACUACCUAGGUGGCCGUAGCCCCACUGAGGAGGAGGAACCGGACCCAGGAAACCUGGAAGUGGACCAUGAUUUCUUCCAGGACAAGGUGUGGCCCCCUUUGGCCCAGAGGGUACCAGCUUUUGAGACUCUAAAGGUUCGGCGUGCCUGGGCCGGCUAUUACGACUAUAACACCUUUGACCAGAAUGGCGUAGUGGGCCCCCACCCACUAGUCGUCAACAUGUACUUUGCUACGGGCUUCAGUGGUCAUGGGCUUCAGCAGGCCCCGGGUGUGGGGCGAGCUGUAGCAGAGAUGGUGCUGGAGGGCCACUUCCAGACCAUCAACCUGAACCCCUUCCUCUUCAGCCGUUUUUACUUGGGAGAGAAGAUCCAGGAGCAAAACAUCAUCUGAGCUUGUGAGCUCUUCACGGGGCCUCUCUGGCUUGCAUUCUGGGGCACCUUGGCUUGCAUUCUGGCCAUGUUCACAGUCCUCUUUGCUACUGGAGUUCUCCCUGGGACUGUGCCAGGGUCUUCUCCCUCAGGCAUGCCCAGGGGCUCACCCUGCUUCCCCACUGACCUCUCAUCCAGGCCAUUCUGCCCCAAAAUGGCUGGGGAGUCCCAGGCCAAAAGAAAUGGUGAGGCAGGACCAAUAGAUCUGUAACCCAAGCUAUUGCCACCCACCAGGGCAGUCCAGCUGGUGUCCAGAGCACUCUGGCCCAGGACUGGCUCCUUCUUGGUACUGAUGAGGAAAGACUGCCUCUGACUCUCUUGGCAGACCCAGGCAGAGCCCUGCCAGGGGAGCAUGCUGGGGCAACCUAGCCCAGAUUUACUGAGUUGUCUAUUUACCCGAUUUACCAGUCAAUAAAUGUGAUUAACUCCUUCC